Messenger RNA from Lytechinus pictus (painted urchin), 4358 nucleotides. RefSeq lists its product as uncharacterized. Gene Ontology annotation, molecular function: protein binding. The coding region runs from base 265 to 516 and encodes 83 amino acids. The record is from RefSeq and is a predicted model, not a curated record. Lineage: Eukaryota; Metazoa; Echinodermata; Echinoidea; Temnopleuroida; Toxopneustidae. The transcript has 5 exons.
GUGGCCGUUGCAUGUGGCGUUCCGUUGCCAAGCAUCAGCUCAGACGAUUUUUCAUUUCAUUUUCAUUUUGUAAGGCGUUUGCGCAGACAUGGGGCCUCCUUCAUACAUCUAGUUGAAUAAUCUAUUUCCAGGUCUUGUUGAUUCAAGGAUGUACAGGCCACAGCAACAAGAGAUCGGCUCAUACGUGCCUCGAUAUGUUUCUUCCAGCUUUUGAUAACUGCUGUGGAGCAGGGAAACAAAGCGGAGGUUGAGACUUGUCUUAAUAUGCCGGGUACAGAUAUUAAUGAAAAACCGUGGGGAAUGGAGUCCUUGCUGAUGAGAGCAAUACGUUGCAACCACAAGGAUGUGGCAGAACUCCUCAUGGAGAGGGGUAUUGAUGUGGAACCAGACUCUCCAAGAAGUGAGACAAAGGAUUGCAGACAAAAGUCAGCUAGAGAUUAUGCAGAGUUCUAUGGAAUGCCUGACAUUGUUAAGAAAAUUGAUGAACAGCGGAUUAAACGUAUGGCUAGACCUUGAAGCGAGUGAGAUUAUGGGGACAUAUUGAUGUGACCGAUUGGUGAAGCUGAAAAUGCCAUUUUCUACUGACUUACAUGUAUGUACAAUUCAUUGAAACAAUUUGGUCUCAUGUCCAGAUAGGCUCCCUAAGUUCGGGCUUGACCCUAGCUUUUGGUCCAUUAUGUUUCAUUUUGUCAAACUGACACUUGGUCUAACUGCUGCCAGAAGAUUUAAUUAUCACUUGGGCUGAUUAUCUAGGUCCCAUAUUACACAAAGGUUAGUGAUUGAUCAUACAUUUGAUUUGUGUGAUUAACUGUACAUUGUGGUCAAUGCAAUCAAUCAUAAAAUGAUUCUUUUAAAUGAUUGCAAAGCUUUGUGUUACAGGCCCCUAGUUGGUCUAGUUACCACUCUAUCCUAGGGGAGUAAAAAUAAGCAUAACGUUAUACCUAAUAGUGGUUAGCCAAAGUAUUACAUGCGAUAAGUAUACAAACUGGCCGUAGACUAUAUAAAAUUGGACCAAUUAUCAUCUGUUGAUGAGACUGAGUGAGAGUGUAACUUUCUACUGGAUCUUUCUAGGCCUGCUGCAGAAGAGUUUUAUUAAGUGUGCACGCUUCUGAUUUGUUAAAAUUCAAUUGCUUGUGAUUUGAGAUUGCAUUUGGUGGCAACUUUGCCUGGCUUGGCUAAACGUGUGAGUUCCUGGGUUGAAAAAAUGUCAAUGAUUAGGGUUGAUUUACAGUUUCUUUUUUAAUUAUAAACAGAAUUAUGAUAAGCUUUUGAAUUAUUUUCACCUUAUUUCUGAAGAUUGUUACAGUGAAAAUGUCUUCUGUCUGGGAAUUAUUCUUCAGAUGCUUUCACAUUCCUUUGAACAAAAUAGAAAACAACUUCAGCAUAAAUGUUCAAGCCUAACAUUUGUGUGUAGUACCAUAUAUGCAUUUUGUUCUGCAUUACAUAUGAUUCUCAGCAGAGUUUAAUUAAUUUGAAUUAUCAAUUUUUGGUGAUUAUAAAUCUCAAAACAGUUAUUAAUUCCAAUUUCUCAAUCUCUUCUAAACAUUUUCUUAUAGUAUUUCAUGACCAAACCCACAUGUCAUUAUUAUUUUUUUAAAGGAAUUCCAUUGGAAUCGUACAGCUUAUUGUCAUUGGACACUUAUUUGGUAAAGAGUUAAUGCAUUGAAUAUGUUGAGAGACUAAAAGAAUGACUUGUGAGUAUAAAUAGCUCACUUUGUUAUAACUUAUCACAAGAAGUUUUUUAUCAUGACCUCGUUUUUAAGGCAGUUUUUAAUUGACUUGAAUCAAAUCUUAAUUAUGUAUUGAAUGCCAUACACGUAUACAGGUAUAGGCGAUUUAUUAUUGAAUUCAUUAACUGAAAUAUUAAUUAUGUAUUAAAUUCUAUAAGUUUGUAAAGAAUUCAUGAAAUCCAAUUCAACUCAUCAGAAGAAACAGGCUCAUUCGAAAUCAUCAAUUUGAAUUUUAUUUGAAAUUGAACCGAUUUUCAUUGUAAUGCAAAAAUAACAAAUUGGAUAUUACCCCAGGCUGAUGUGAAUUUUGAAAAUGUGAACUCCAUCUGAAAUACAAAUAAAGAUUGAUCUGAAUUAAGUUCCGAAUUUCAAUAUAAAUAUUUAACUGAAUUAAAUUAUUUCAGAUCGAAUAUGAAUAGAAUUAUGAUUCACCGAAAUUGGAGAUUCCCAUACCAUUUAAGUAAUUAUUGUAUAUUUCUGUAUCCAUUUUCUACUUGUAUUUAUUUCAUGUGUAAUGUGCAUAAUGUUGUAUUUACAUGUUCUUCACGAGACAAAUUUUUGUCUCACCUGCAUAGCAGAGUGAGACUAUAGGCGCCGCUUUUCCGACGGCGGCGGCGACGGCGACGGCGGCGGCGGCGUCAACACCAAAUCUUAACCUGAGGUUAAGUUUUUGAAAUGACAGCAUAACUUAGAAAGUAUAUGGACCUAGUUCAUGAAACUUGGCCAUAAGGUUAAUCAAGUAUUACUGAACAUCCUGCCUGAGUUUCAUGUCACAUGACCAAGGUCAAAGGUCAUUUAGGGUCAAUGAACUUAGACCAUGUUGGGGGAAUCAACAUCAAAAUCUUAACCUAAGGUUAAGUUUUUGAAAUGUCAUCAUAACUUAAAAAAAUAUAUGGACCUAGUUCAUGAAAGUUAUACAUAAGGUUAAUCAAGUAUCACUGAACAUCCUGCAUGAGUUUCACAUCACAUGACCAAGGUCAAAGGUCAUUUAGGGUCAAUGAACUUUGGCCGAAUUGGGGGUAUCUGUUGAAUUACCAUCAUAACUUUGAAAGUUUAUGGAUCUGAUUCAUGAAACUUGGACAUAAUAGUAAUCAAGUAUUACUAAACAUCCUGUGCAAGUUUCAGGUCAUAUGAUCAAGGUCAAAGGUCAUUUAGGGUCAAUGAACUUUGGCCAAAUUGGGGUAUUUGUUGAAUUACAGCCAUAAAUUUGAAAGUGUGUUGGUCUAGUUCAUAAAACUUAGACAUAAUAGUAAUCAAGUAUCACUGAACAUCCUGUGCGAGUUUCAGGUCACAUGAUCAAGGUCAAAGGUCAUGUAAGGUCAAAGAACUUUGGCCACGUUGGGGGUAUUUGUUGAAUUGCCAUCAUAUCUCUAUAAGUGUAUUGGUCUAGUUCAUAAAACGUGGAAAUAAGAGUAACCAAGUAUCACUGAACAUCUUGUGCGAGUUAUAGUAGUUUUCAAAAUCAGCACUGCUGCUAUAUUGAAUCGCGUGAUGCAGGUGAGACGGCCAGAGGCAUUCCACUUGUUAUUGUAGAAAUUUAUAUUGAAUUGAAUUGUAUUUUAUUUGAAGUUAAGAUGAAAUAUGUAUAUAUGUAUGGAUAACUUUAUAUUAGUCGAAAUACACCGGAACCAAUAAAUAAGUUGAAUGAAAUGAGUUUGCUACAAACUGAGAUAAUUUCGAGUACAUGUAUAUGUCCUCUCCAGUGUUGCUGCCCUCUAUGUAAAUAUUCUCACUACGAGAGAAAAAAUUAAAAGCACUUAAUGGAUGAAUCACCCGUAUAUAUAUAACUGUUGGAACUAAGUACAAUGCAUUACCACUUUGCCUCAUUAAUAUCUUCUAUGUCCAACACGCGGAAACGUAAUAUCGUUUUAUAUAUAUAUAUAUAUAAUUUCAAACAUUGGUUCAGAUUGUUACUGUGUUUAAAUACCUAGUGGAUAUAAUAAUCAGACACAUUUGGUAAUUAUUACUCCUGUGUUUUAGGAUACAAAAUCUAUUAUUUUACAACUCUUACAAGGUAAUGAAAAUAAAGACAUUCCAAGAAAAAGCAGACAAGCCAAGUGCUGCGAAUUUCUUGAAAAUUACAUCGAAAUCGGGUGUAAAAUAAGGUUCUUAUGACAUUUUUAAAAUUUGCUUGUUUCCACAAAACAGAACAAGUGGGGUGAUACACAUUUAAGAGAGGCAACGAUGUCGCGAACUCAGUAUUUUUUUUAAUUUUAUUAUAGGCAUAGAAAAUUUUAUUUAUUUCUGUUUCCUUUAAAGUGGAGACACUGACAAAUAAGUUUGCUGUUCACUCGAGAAAAGUGGUCUGAAAAUUCAGCCCGAAAUCCCUGACAGUGACUUGCACACAGAAGGUCGAUAUUAUUCUUUAUGCUAGUCUUGUGUGAAGUCCAGCUUGUCAGGGUUUCAUUCAUUGUCUGUGCCUGCAGACUAGCCAUAAAGUGCGAAAGAUCAGGGAGGCGCAGGUUCAUGUCUGUUCAAUUAUAUCUGGGAAUUCCCCUUCAAUUGGAGUCCAACAUAUUCUCUGUAUCACCCCCAUUAUCCCAAAUACCGAUGCCAUGGCAACCAAAUUACGCGUCAGUGUGCCAUCAUGAUGUCUGGGAAAUAAAACGCAAUAGUUCAAAAUUUUGA